AUGUCUCCAUCGAGGCUUUUUGCCGUGGCUGCGGCUACUUUUGCAUUCAUUGCUCCUGCUGCCGCUCUCUAUGAUGCAUCGUCACCUGCAAAUUUGGCUUUGUAUUGGGGUUCCGGGCCAUCUCAAACCAAUCUUUCGUAUUACUGCGAGCAAUCUACAGUAGACAUUAUUCCAUUGGCUUUUAUGAAUGUUUUCCCAGCACAAGGUGAUGGCUAUCCAGCCGAGAACUUUGGUAAUGCUUGUUAUGGUCAACCAAUCUUCACACCAGGUCCAGGUUAUCCAUUGGGGGAUGUAGACACUUCGAAAGAUCAGCUUUACGUUCAAUGUCCAGGCAUUCAAGAGGGAAUUCCUUACUGUCAAUCAUUGGGAAAGAAGAUAUUACUUUCUCUUGGAGGAGCCUCCAACACUUAUCAACUCACCGGUGCAGCUGAUGGAGAAUACUUCGCCGAUUUCUUAUGGGGAAGUUAUGGACCUUUCAAGCAAUCUUGGUUGGAUGCUGGUGGAAUUAGACCAAUGGAUGGUGGUUACUAUGGAACUGACCCUAGUGUUCAUAUUGAUAUUGAUGGAUUUGAUUUCGAUAUCGAAUUUGGUUCUACUGACUACUCCGAAGGUUACAUUGCAAUGAUCAACAGACUCCGAGAACAUUUUGCCGAGAACCCAUCGAAGAAAUACUUCAUUUCAGGAGCUCCACAAUGUCCAUUGCCAGAGCCAAAUAUGGGAACCAUGAUUGCUGGUGCCCAAUUUGAUCUUUUAUGGAUUCAAUUUUAUAACAAUGCCCCAUCUCAAUGCACCGCUCGUCAAUGGGCCGACAACUAUGCUUUAACUGGACAAGACGACUCUGUAGGAUUUACCUAUGAUAAAUGGGUGUCAACCAUUAACAGUGGUGCGAGUGCUGGUGCCUCAAUCUAUCUUGGUCUUCUCGGUUCUACCUUGGCAGGAACCGCAUCUGACUACAUUUCUCCACUCGAGGCUCAAAGUUUGAUUGAAUCUUAUCACGACAAACCUCAAUUUGGAGGUGUCAUGAUUUGGGAAGCUACAUAUUCUCAAGAAAAUACAGAUGCAGAACUUAAGGGAGAUUCUUACCACGGAUUUAUUAAGUCUUGCUUGGAUUCCUACGCACCACCUCCUCCCACUUCGACAUCCUCGAUUGUUCACAGUACUACUAUUAGUAGUUCUAGCUCCACUUCAGAAGUUUCCAUUACUUCCAGUGUCCCAACAUCGACUGAAUCAUCUGCUGCUGCUAGUAGCACUGUGGUCUCGAUCUCAACUACUUCGACCUCGGUUUCGGAAUCUUCUGCCACACCAACUUUGAUUUCCUCGGAAUCUUCUACUGCUACAUCUUCGAGUUUGUCAGAGACUUCAACUGCUACAUCUUCGAGUUUGUCAGAGACUUCAACUGCUACAUCUUCGAGUUUGUCAGAGACUUCAACUACUCCAUCGCUUACUUCUACAUCAGCUUCGGAGACCUCGACCGCCAUAUCCUCUUCAUCAUUGGAAACUUCCGCUGCAGAAUCUUCGACUUCCUCUGAAGUUUUGCCAACUCAAGCAUCAUCUGGCUACACCAUUCCAGGAUACUCUCACAAUGCGACAUCUUCUUUGACCCAUUCGCAAGUUCAUUCCUCGAAGCCAGCUGGAAGUGGCACAUUGCCAGUUCAUUCUUCAAAGCCCACUGCUAGCUACACUUUCACCGGACAUUCUUCCAAAUCUACAAGCAUCGCAACAGGCUACACCUCGAAGUCUCACUCCGCUAAGCCAUCGUCUAAAGCAUCUUCUGGUUACACUUCAGUAUACUCCUUUAAUUCUACUACCAGUGGAGUUGCCCACUCGUCCAAACCAUAUUCCACCAAGUCUGUUGUCACAGGUACUGGAGUAUCUACCAAGCCAUACCCAACUAAGUCUUCUGUUGCCGGCACUGGGGUUUCAAGCAAGCCAUAUCAUACCAAGUCUUCUGUAGUUGGUACUGGAGCAUCCACCAAGCCAUACCCUACCAAGUCUUCCGUCGUUGGUACCGGUCAAUCUAGCAAACCACGCCCUACCAAAUCCCUUGGAACUGGUGUUAAGUCUUGCAAGAGCAGAUCCAAGACUAGGACCAAGACCAAGACUAAGACAUCAUCUGCAGGCCCAUCUGGAUACCCGGGAUCUACCUCUUCCAUCGUUAUCUCAUCUACUGCGCCAUACGGAAACAGUACCUACAGUCACUCAGAAACUAUUCCAGCUUCCACCGCCACAUCUUCAGUCGAGGGAAUUACUGUAUCUUCAGGUACUGCCACUGAAACUGGACCUGGAUUUAGUGCAACCGACUCAACCGUGGUGGGAUCUUCGACAAUUGGUACCAGUGAGCUCCCAACUGGAUCUACUACCAACAGCGGAUCUGUAACAUCAGAAACUGGUUCUGUCUCCGCUAGUGGAUCUAUUUCAUCCGGAGUUGGUUCAAUAACUUCGGCCAUUCAAUACACUACUUCGACGGCCUAUGUUACUACAGUCUAUACAAUUACCUCCUGUGCCGCAACAGUUACUGAUUGCCCGGGAAGAAUUGGUUCUGUAACCACUGAAACUAUCUCCUCCUACACCACUGUCUGCCCGGUCACCGCAACCGCCACCUCAACCUCUUCUGCUGAAGGGAUUUCCGUAUCUUCAAAGUCAUCUUCGGCCCCAGGAGUCACUGCAUCACAAACAGCAUCUUCUUCCGCUCAAGGACUUACCACAUCUCCAAUAUCCUCAUCUUCAGCUCAAGGAAGUGCUACAUCACCAAGUACUUCAGUUGUUCAAUACACCACCUCUACAGCUUAUGUGACCUCUGUUUAUACCAUCACAUCUUGCGCAGCAACCGUAACCGAUUGCCCAGGAAGAAUUGGUUCUGUAACCACCGAGACAAUUUCCUCUUACACUACCGUUUGCCCCGUAACAGAAACCAGUGGAAAUAGUGGCAUUGUUAGCUCGACAUCUUCCUCCGCUGGAGUACCCGUUUCAACCACAGCAAUUACUUCGUAUGGAACUUCAACGGUCUACCAAACAUCUGUUUAUACCAUCACUUCAUGUGCUCCAAGUGUAACGGAUUGUCCAGCUAGAUCCGGUCAAGUCACAACUGAGACUAUCUCAUCAUACACUUCCGUGUAUCCAAUCACUGUUUCUAGCGCUCCUAUAAAUGUACCUACCUCCGGAGCUUCUUCUGCUGCCGGAAUCGAAACUUCAGUACCAACUGUCAAGGUUUCCUCCACCGCUGCCGUUUUCACCUCAGCCCCUUCAGUUGGAGCUUCAUCCAUUGCCGGUGUAUCGUCGGCAAUUCCAACCAAGGGAGCUUCUUCCGCCGCUGGCAUCGUGACCUCAGUCCCAGUCAUCGGAGCAUCCUCACCCGCCGCUACUCCCGAAGCCGCAUCACCAACAAGCCUCUACACAACCCUAAUCUCUACCCUUAUCAAUUCUCAAACCACCACCAUCUCCGCCAUCAUCGCUCCCUCAAUCAUCACCGUUGUUCCCGUCGCAAUCGCAUCCCCAUCUCCAGCCACCAGCAUCGCACCACCAUAUAGCGUGGCGCCACCAUAUGGUGCUGGAAACGGUACCUUGGUCGCCACUGGUACCGCAUCGUCAAUCACGAGAGUGCCAAAACCAAGUUCGUAUGUGGUUAAGGCAGAGGGCGAGAGUACUAGUGUGAAGAGUGGAAGUGCGACGACGCAGACGUCCGUGGCGAGUCCGAGCGCGGUUACUUUUGAGGGGGGUGCGGAGAAAUUGGUCAAGGGACUAGGUGUGUGGGUUGCUGUGGGUAUGAUGGGUUUGCUUCUUUUUAUCUAG
Botrytis fragariae is the source of this 3789-nucleotide messenger RNA. Its product is annotated as putative chitin recognition protein. Gene Ontology annotation, cellular component: extracellular region. The coding region runs from base 1 to 3789 and encodes 1262 amino acids. Gene Ontology annotation, molecular function: chitinase activity. Gene Ontology annotation, biological process: carbohydrate metabolic process. The transcript has 3 exons. NCBI's taxonomy places the organism in Eukaryota, Fungi, Ascomycota, Leotiomycetes, Helotiales, Sclerotiniaceae. The record is from RefSeq and is a predicted model, not a curated record.